Messenger RNA from Anopheles cruzii, 8321 nucleotides. RefSeq lists its product as uncharacterized. Gene Ontology annotation, cellular component: cytoplasm. The transcript has 13 exons. The record is from RefSeq and is a predicted model, not a curated record. Lineage: Eukaryota; Metazoa; Arthropoda; Insecta; Diptera; Culicidae. Gene Ontology annotation, molecular function: guanyl-nucleotide exchange factor activity; protein binding. Bases 1 to 7329 code for a protein of 2442 amino acids.
AUGCACUACCGCACCUCAGCGAAUGGCGGUAAGCCGACCUAUCUGUUCGGCGAGAACCUGAAGAAGAACGAGAUCUUCCUCAACAAAUCGGGCUGGGUGCAGGUCAGCGGGCAGCCGGCGCCAGGAUUGGCCACCGGACGCACCAGCUACCAGUUUGGUGGUAGCAGUGCGCCCGGCAAUGUCGUAGCCCCGCUGGACGGGUCCAAGGUGUCACGCAAAUACAUCGUGUACGAUGAAAACCGCUAUACGGGUCGACCCGGCACGGGCAGCAAACUGGAGGACCUGAUCAAUCGCAACGAAUCGCGUGGUAAGGGUGCUGGAGCACCACGGUCCGCCAGCCAGCAGCUCCUGCAGAAGGUGCAGCGUCAGGACAAUGUGACGAUCCUGAAGAUCGACCCGAGUGCGUCGGCUACCCUAAGCAACCGACCGGCGUGUCUGUCGAUAAAGCGAAACCUUAUCGACGGAAGUCCGCCACCGGUGACGCCGAUCCUAUCGCCCCCACCAGCCUUCCAGGACUCCCAACAACAGCAGCAGCAGCAGCAGCAGGCGCAGUCCAACAAGACCCGCCUAGGGGACAUCAAACCGGGUACGAGAAUAUUUCUCUCCGUGGUGGACAACGAAAAUCACAACCCCAAGGGGAUGGUGUUUUCGCGCAGCUUCGAGUACGAUCGACGUCUGAACCGGAGGCCACCGGACCAGAGCGACCGGACGGGAGUAGGAUAUGGUCCGGGUGCCCACGUCGGGAGUGUGGAUGCGUUUUCCAAAAGUUUCGACUACGACUUUAACCCUCCCGGGGCGGCCACUGGCUCCCAGCCACCGAAGCAACCGCAGGUAACGCAACAGCAGCAACAGCAGCCUCUGAAGAGUUCCCUCAUUCGACGUACCCGAUCGCCCACGUUCGCCACCCUGACCGGCAAUUCACCGAACUAUCUGACGAAGAAGGAAAAACCACCCACCCUUAGCUCACCGAUCUUCCCCAAGGCCAUACCGGGGAACAGUCUCACCGUCAACAGGGCGGUACUUGGGUACGCUUCUAGCGAGUCGCUCCGGAAGUUUGACAAGAACAAAUCACUCGACGGCGGUGGCGGCCUUCCCCUUGGGCAUCGCUCGCGACGAUCCCAGUUUUCGACCAAGGCCAACUCGGCACCGGGCCUACCGUACGGCUUCCGGUCGGACUCGGUUGGCAAUCAACGACUCAACUCCUGUGAUAGUGGUGCUCGAUCAGAUUAUUCCAACGAUGACGUAGACGACGACGAUGACGAUGACGAGGACGAAGAGAUCAGCGAAGAUCAGUCGUCCUCGUUGGCACUGAGCUACAAAUCGUCCACAUCCUACAUCAACCAGAUGAAAGGGUGGGCCACCGGCUUCGGCACGGGCAGUCCGAGCCAGAGCCAAGGCGCGAUGCUGUCGGCCACCGGUGCACCGGGCGCUCACACUCUUCUGAAGGUGCAACGAUCACUGACCCCCGAGCGACUGUACGACAACAACGACGACUACGGUAGUGCGCGCAAUCUGAAGAAACAGCGAUCUCUGACUCCGGAGAAACGCUCCCGGACACCGGACGAUCGCAGCAAGCGGAAAGGGGAUCCCAGCAACAGCUCCCAGUCUUCGCUGGUAUCCCGGCAGAGCUCGGGUUCUCGCAGCAGCACCCUCGAGCGGCAGCAGCUGCGCUACGACGAAGGCUUCAUGCGCACCAGCAGUCGCAGCUCGUCUAGCUCGAGCUACAGCCGGGAAGAGAACGUACCGGCCACCAGCCCUAGCAACAGCUACCGGAGAAACCAGCAGCAGCGUGGCGGAAACGUGCGAAUACAGCCGGCGGUGUCCCUCGGAGGCGACUACAAGAUACGCCGGUCUAGAUCGCUGCAGCUGUCGGAGCGAUCGCCUAGCCGUCAGCAGAUACCUGUGCAGCAGCCGGUUCCCCACAAGGUUGUGGUCCGGCUAGGAACGAUUCCACCGAAGCAACAACCGGCUUACACGACCAGCGCCGCCGCCGCCUCGGCCGGCCGCAAGCAGGGUCCCCUGCCGCAAAUGCUCAGCCAAGACAGUCUGAUGGCCGGUGGUGGGAUCGUCUACAGUCGGAUCUCGCCCAGCAGUACGCUGGAUCGGUUGCGGCGCGAAACGGCCUCCAAUACGCUGGAUGUGGUCGACAAGAGCAAGUCCUUCGAAAACAACAACAGCUACGGCUUGGGGUCGGGAAGCCUCGCCAGCGUCACGGGGCUGCCGUACGAGAGCUAUGGCGAGUUCGACAAGAGCAAAUCGUUCGACGACAAUCUCGGCCUCGGCCCGGCGGACCGGAUCACCGAGAAGCGGACGUACGUCACGAACGAAAAGCGUUCGUAUUCGCACGACCGUGUGUUCAGCUCGACGGGCACCUCGUCCAGCCAGUCGUCCACUUCGCGCCAACGCUCGCCACAAACGUCCUUGUUCGGGGGACUUAACCGUGGCAUGUACGAACCGGAACUACCGUACGAGAUGAACCGUGUCACGAUGGCACGGUCACCCAUCAUGAUGGGUUCGGGCGGCUACCGUGCGACCGCCGGGCACCACCGAGGAGGGCUGGUGGCACGCGAACGGUCACCAGUGCCGGCACCCGGCACCGUGCGGUACCAGCAGCAGCCAACCGAUCUGUACCUGAUGCGCCAGCAGACGCCCGACUCCGAGUACGACUCCGAGCGGCUAACGCCAGAGUACGGCACCGGGGAGCCCACCGUGGCCCCGAUCACGACCUUCAAGGAAGCCGAACUGGUCAAGAAGUUCCUUUACGCCACCAAGAACAAGGUGCAGAUGCAUCGCGAAUCGAUGGCGGGACGCAGCGCCGUAGCGCCACCGUCAUCGGCGGUCGCCGGGACACCAUCGUCCGGAAGUUGUACCGCUAGCUCCUGCGACUUUUGGCCACACUGUGGCGUGUCGUCCGCGGGUGCAACAACUGCAAGUGCGCAACUGCAGGUCACAGAGCCACAGGAACAGUCACAGAGGGACCAGCACGCGCAACAGUUGCCCAAGUCCGGCAGUGAAAACUGUUUGAGCCGGAAAGUGGUGAAGGCCCGUUCCGCGGGCCCGACCGGGAACUGUGUCGGUGAAACUCGCGCUAGCGGUCUCGGGGGUGGCAGUGUCAGUGGCGGUCCCGGGGGUAGUGGUGGUGGUGGUCUGGGGGGUGGCGGCUACAGCAGUAGCAACAGUAGCCACGCUAGUCACAUUAGCAAUAGCACGGGUUCGACCAUCCUGUGGUCCGGCGCAUCGAAGGGUUCCGGAAGCGGAAACGAUGGCCCCGGCACUGGCUCGUCACCGUCGCCCCGAGUGCGUACGAGCACCGCCGAUCAUCAUCAUCAGCGUGCCAUGCCCGUGCCGAUAAAGGCCAACAGCUACGGUGGUGUGAGUAGCUACGGCCAGCACCAGCAGCAGGAGCAACCGAAGCAACCACCGCAGCAGCGUGUCCUGCGCAAGCAGCAGAACUUCGAGUUCUACGACGACGACGGUGCCGGACCGCUGGCGUACCGGAUGUCCAGUGGUCCAGUGACUGCCAGAGCAACGGGCAGUCCCAACGGUGGCCUCACCGUCGAGCAGGGCCACUGCGGUCCCAGCAGCAGCAGCAUCAUUAGCACGAUCAUCAAGGCGAACUCGAUAACGUUUCUGGGCGAACACGAGAUGCCCAUCACGCGCGACCGCGCCUCGACGGUGACCACGGGAGGCAAAGGUAAGCCCCCGAGCAACCAGGUCCAGGUGGUCGCCGUCGGUGGCGGUUGUGGCGGUAGCACAGCAUCCGGUACACUGCUGACUGGUGGCUGGUCAGCCACCGGGCCGAACGCAUCAUCGACGACGACGGUGACGGUGACGAAUGCAAAAGUCAACCGUGGCAGUAGCAGCAGUGGCGGCAGCAACCGACAGCAGCAGAAACAUCCGGCGGAACCGCACAGUAAAGCGGGCAACGAGAGGCGCGAAGGCAGAGCGAGCCGGUCCGGUUCGGGGCGAUCGAAGGGAGGCACCGUGGCGCCGCACCCGGCGGGCCUAAUCAAGCGUAAGGUAGAGAUGAAACUUAAAAGCCGCUCGCUGCCCAAGUCGUUCAUGCGCUACAGCAACCUAACGACGGACGACGUGGAGCUAUCGGCCAUUUUCACAUCGAACACGCCCCUGCAGCUGAGAGCCGUCUCUAGUCCAUCACUGUCGGAGGCUCCAGUCGAGACGGCGGUGCCGCACGCCGCUGGCAACGACGAUGGCGGUCACCGGCAGCACGUGACCAGCUCGGCCGUCUCGAACCCCCAGGCGCCGCAGCACCAGCAACCGCAUGGAACACAACCGAAGACUGCCACUACCAAAGCGCCCAGUAACAGCACCACGUCGUCACAUCACCAUCCUCCGGCGCAAGUGUCCGAAAGUGUUUUGCAAAAGUUUCGUAAAACGUUCUCACACUUUAAAACAUCCAAAACGACGGCUUCGCCGGUGAACGGUGCAGGUGUAUCGUUGGAGCUACAGACCAACAGUGUGGCCAGUAUGAGUGUCGACGACAAGCUGCAGCAGUCGGCAGCCCAACAACAGCAGCAGACACAUCACCACCAUCGCUUUGGGCCACUGAUCUGGCGGUCGAGUAAGGAACGUCGCAAGACCAAGUCCCACCGGCGGGACAAAUGCAAUAGCGGCGAUUCCGGCAUUCAGGUGGAGCUGGACAACGAUGCGGACCAGCAGUUGUUGCUUCAGCAUCUGCAUCCUUUGGACCACAAUGGGGUUUCAUCACAUGGUGGUGGUCCGGUGCGGAGAGCUAACUCGGCCAAAGUGUCCACCAACAGCGGUACCAGCGGUAUCAGUUCGUCAGCCCUACGGCACAAACUAUCGCUCAAGGGCAAGGACAAGGAGAACAUCAGCGGCAAUGGUGGGCCACGGUUGAGCGGCAAGUCCCUGAGUCAACCGUCGGGUCUGGACUGCAUCGUCGGCACGGGCACCACGGAAGAGUGCUGCGAAACGGCCGGCGAUGGUGGCAGGCGGAGACGCCGACAUCACGGCCGCACCGCAACCACCAUUCCCACCGAGCUGGAUCUGAGCGACAGCGAAAGCAUAUCGUCGCACCCGGACGAGGACGAAGCGGUUGAUGCCCGCAGCGAAGAGGACCCCGUGGAGCCCGUGUUUGCCGAGGUGCUGUUCUCGUUUCGCCCCGGAGGCCCCCAGGAACUGGCGCUCGAGAAGGGUGCCCUGAUGGAGGUGCUGAAGCGAGAGCCGGGCCCGUGGUGGUGGGGCAGAAUGAAAUCCGACGCCGUUCUGGCCCACCCGAACGGUGAGGAUCACAACGGAGGGGUGCGACGCGCUACGAUAGGCGAGGCCGCGGGGGGCCGUGAGUCGGGAAAACUCGCCGACUGUGGCUGGUUCCCGAAGGACUACGUUAAGCUACUGCCUCGGUACGGCAAACCGAAGCAGAUCAUCAUCAUCAACAACAGUGACCCCGAAGACCCGAAGCAACCGUCGUGUGGUGGUGACGGUGAUGAUGGUGAAAGUAGUGCCUCCACGCUGAUCGAAGGGGGCAUGCUGAUGAGCUGUGAUAGCCGACUGCAAGGGCAAAUGUCCACCGUCACGACGCACCCGGAGGCUGCUGAUCCGGAGACGCCGGAGGGCGCGAUCCCUAGUCACAAUCUAACGAAGGAGAACAUCAUCAAGGAGCUGCUGGAGACGGAGAUCAACUACGUGAAGCUGCUCAACUCGUUGUGCUUAGGUUUCAUCAAACCCUUGCGCGAACGGGAGGACAUCUUUUCGGCGGAAAGCAUCAGUCUGAUGUUUUCUAACCUCGAAAAGAUCUGGCGAUUUCAGCAAACGUUUCUCGACGCUCUGCGGCUCGCCGUGCCAAGCAAUCGGAUCGGCGAAGUGUUCCUCGAAUAUCAAUCCGCGUUUAUGGUGUAUUCUACCUACUGUAACUCGUACCCACGGGCGCUGAUGGAACUCGAGAACUACGCUAGUAACAAGGAGGCCAAUCAGUUGCUGGAAAAUUGUCGGAUAGCGGAAAAUUUGCCAGAACUGCCACUGUCGGCACACCUGCUUGCACCGAUCCAGCGAAUAUGUCGCUACCCGUUGCACCUGAGCGAACUAGUCAAACACUCGCCCACCCGGAAGGAACUGCUGCCCACGCUGAACCUGCGCAAGUGCACCAAAUCCGAGCUGGAAACGAUGGACUGUAAGGAGGUGUUUGAAAUGGCCCUCUCGGCAAUGCGCCGCGUCACGGAGAUGGUCAACGAAGGGAAACGACACAGCGAGUAUCUGUCGCGCAUCCAGGCACGGUUCGAAAACUUCCAGGGCCCAUCGAUCAAUCUGCACAGCACGCGGCUGUUCCUGCAAACCGACGCCAUCCGGAUGUCGCCCAACAUCUGGAACAACACGUACACGCUGUUCCUGUUCGACCGGCAGCUCAUCUACUGCAAGAAGGAUCUGCUCAAGCGCACCAACUACAUCUACAAGGGGCGCAUCUUUCUCGACAACUGUCGCAUCCUGAACCUGCCGGACGGCAAAAUGUUUGGCGUGUCGCUCAAGAACGCCCUGCGUCUGUACUGUGACACGCGCAACAAGUGGUUCGACUUUUGCUUCCGCAGCAGCAGCAGCAAGCUGCGCUUCCUCAACACGCUCUCGACCGAGCGCCAGUUUUGUGGCGAAAGUUUGUUCGUCUCAGAACUGGACGGUGGUGGGUCGGGUUCGUGUUUCGAGGACGACAACCUGUCCGACCGGGAGUACUUUCCGUACGUGGACGACAGCCGGGACGGUCUGAUGACCGGUUCGGUGGGCGCUAGCGAUGGCACUGACCCGUGGGAACUGUCCGACGCGACGGUUGGUAGCGGUGGGUACCGUCCUUCGAUGGCCAGCAGCGUCUGUUCGGUGGGAUCCAGCCACCACGCAAUCACGCCAAACCACAGCAAAGAAUCUCACUCCAAACAGCCGAUGGGCCCACCACCGGGGGCCGCCGGUGGCAACACGUUGCCGAAGAAGUCUCGAAAGAUGCCCAAAGAAGCGGUCCUCCAGCAGCAGGCGGAGUUCGGGUCGAACUCGCUCGGCCGACGGAAGCUGGGCAACUGGUUCCGGAAGGCCAAGAGCACCAACAGCACACCCUCGCAAAGCCCUACCCACCAUCCGAUGGCAAUGUCACUGGCCGCCAUCAGCAGCACGGCCAACAAUCAGUCCGACAGCUCAUCCCAAAGCAGCCUGGUGACCGGGUUGGGUUACCAGCAACGCACGCUCUCGACACUUAGCAACAACAGCACGGCGGCCGCCGCCACGAAAGGUAAACCUCUGCUAGACCCAUCACCACCACCGACGGCGGCAGGAUCAGCCCCUCAGCCUCAGACGGCACCCUCGUCCUCCUGAGGGUGCGAGACUACCUUGCUCUAGGAGCGUUGGGGCUGCGAGCGACCGUUGUGAACGUUGCACCACAGUAGCCUUAGGCUGCCCAUCAUUCACGCCCAUCUUCUCUUCACCCGGGGAGUUAGCUUGGUUACGUCAUCGCCAUCUUUGGUACCAAACGAACGAAAUGUAAUCUCGAAACACACACACGCGUGCCGUCUUAGGGGGAUGUUGUCCUUUGGCUUGAAUCUAAUUUUUAUCCGUUUGCGCGAAUGCGAAAGGUAGUCCCAUUUUGUCGUUGCUAUCUCUCACUUUCGAUCCCCAUCUGUCUCUCUCUGUCUCUCUUUCUCACCUCUAGGCUCUUAGCUGCUAGCGCGUUCUAAGUUUCUUUAAGCUUUCUAUACUAUGGUUAGCCACGUUUGCAUUAAUUAAAUGGAUAAGUUAUUGGCCGCUACUGUCGACUAUUAUUACUUCCCGCGUGUGUUAGGUGUCAUUAGCAAUGUACAGUUUGUAAAGAAAGCUGCGGUCCUAAAGAGUAUCCCCCCCAUCUGUUAGGGCCCCCUAGGGAAAGGAUUGUCACAGAGAAGGUCACAGUGGAUGGCGGCACAACGGCGCACCGACACCUUUACCAGUUAUAUUGUGUACAGUUUACAGCUCAAGCGACUAAAACGAAAACAGAAGACUAAGCUUAUGUUUAACCAGUUGCUGUAAGAAUGAAUAGAAAAAGUGUAUUGACGUUACGGUUUGGGGAGUUAAAUUAUUUAAAAAUCGCGUUCCGCGGGAGCCGUGUGACCGAUUCUCCUUGGCCGUCUCCCCGCCCGUUCCGAUUGGUUAUGGCAGUCUUCAGAAGCCAGAAUGUGCGAAAUCAACCAAUAAAGCCUUACUAUGUUUCUUAUUAAACUUUUGUUUUGUUCGAGUUUCGUUUUUGUUCGCUUUCGUCUUUCUUUUUGCAGUUUCGCUAAUUCAAUAUUCGAUUUCGUUACCUACAUUUGGUUUUUUACAUGUUGCUGCUGUAU